This is a messenger RNA of Cloeon dipterum, 1896 nucleotides long. It is a transcript of the gene Syngr, whose product is annotated as synaptogyrin. Gene Ontology annotation, cellular component: synaptic vesicle membrane; neuromuscular junction. The record is from RefSeq and is a predicted model, not a curated record. Lineage: Eukaryota; Metazoa; Arthropoda; Insecta; Ephemeroptera; Baetidae. The transcript is spliced from 5 exons. Bases 48 to 728 code for a protein of 226 amino acids.
CAGAGCCAGGGCAAGGGCAGUGCAGAGCAAAAGUGCACCUGUCAAAAAUGGAGGGUGGAGCGUACGGUGGUGGAAAAGCGGGUGGUGCUUUUGACCCAUUACAAUUUAUUCAACGGCCUCAAGUCAUCCUCAGGGCUCUUUGUUUGCUCUUUGCCAUCAUUGUGUUUGGAUGCAUAUCUUCGCAAGGCUGGAGAUACGAUAAUGAAACAAGCAAGGAAGUGUGUCUUUACAACAACGAUUCAGGCGCCUGCAACUACGGCACUUUCAUCGGUGUCAUGGCUUUCAUAGGUUCCAUUGUAUUCCUGGUUGGAGAGUUUUUGUUUGAACAAAUGUCCUCCGUCAAGACCAGAAAACACUUUGUCCUCGGCGAUCUAGGAUUCUCUGCAUUCUGGGCCUUCCUUUAUUUUGUCGGCUUUUGCUACUUGGCCAACCAGUGGAGCGAUGCCGAAACCCCAGAGGGAGGAUAUGGAGUGAGCAACGUGCAGGCCGCCAUCACUUUCUGCUUCUUCUCCGUGUUCACAUGGGCUGGCUGCGCAUGGUUUGCAUUCCAAAGAUUCAAGCAGGGCACAGGGGCUGCCUUCCAGGGCAGCUAUGAAGCAGAUCCAACUGCAGCCAACCAAGCCGGCUACUCCUCCUACCCUGACGCCGAGGUUGGUGGCUAUAAUGAGCCCCCCUUCUCAGGAAAUACUCAGGGCCAAAUGGGAGACUACUCUGCUCCUACAUAUUAAAAUUAUUGCUAAAUGUCGACGGCUAAGUAAGUAUGGUUGAAAAUUUUAAGUGCGGUCUGUACUUUCUCCAUUCCAAAGAUCCCUAAGUGUAAAUCGCUAAUUCGGUGUCAGGUUCCAAAGUUGAAAGAUCAAGUGGAAUGAACGCCUGAAAGAGAUUGGAGUAUUACACAUUUACAUAAUUUGUCUCUUCAGUGUUCUACAUUUACCAAAAGUGAAACGAGAUCUUAAUUUUUUUUUGCGAGAUAUAGCAAAUUGUUAACUAGCUGAAAGAGUCAUGUUUGUUAAUGUAAACAUAUUUACUCAAGCACAAUGAAAAAUUAUGAAAUACACGAAAAGCAAGCUAAUCUUGUAAAACAGUCAUAAACAGUAAGUAGCGACCCUCCUUACGUUGACUGAUAUUGACUAGUCUAUUUUUAUUCACUUAAUUUUACAUGUGAUUUGCAUAGCUCCAAUGUGUUGCUAGCAUAUCAUUUCCGCCAUUUGGUUUGCUCAUAUCAUAAGUUACACAACAUAAUUUUUGUACAUUAGCACUUAAUUCGAGCAAUUUGAUGCUUAUAUUUGGAAUCAGCUCUGAGAGAUUGGUGGCAACUUGUUGAAUAAGCGUUUAACUCAAAUGUGUAGGAAACGAGAGGUAACUGAUAUUGUAACAUUUGAUGUUAGAAGAUAGCAAUAACUUACAAAAAAACAAUAAGGGAAUCAGAAUUAAAGAAUUAAUAGCAUCAACUUGGUCAAAAAGUUGAAUGACAUGAAUAAUAUAUAUAAAUAUAUUUUGCCUCCGAAACGUAUUAAACACAAGCAAAAAAUGUAUAAAUGAAAAUCUUGUUAAUGCUGGUCUCAUAUUAUUUAUCUUUAUUGUGUUAUUUUUCCUACUUGAAGAUGCCAUACAAAAGCUACUUGUAGAGCAAAACUAUAGAGUCCUUCUCCACUGUCACAAGAAUAAGUUGAAACUUAAUGUGUGCAGCAAAAAUGUGUUCGUCUGAAUUCUCAAAGAUAUUAUGCAAUAUGUUUUGAGAAACAUAAUGGAUUUUAAAAAGAUCAGUUACUAAUCCCUAAAAAGAUUAUGAAGUCAUUCUACCUGGUUCAGCCAUAGGCAGGUAGUGUGCACUGCUGUAAUUUCAAGCAAAAAUAAAAUACAGUUUCCAUGUUGAAAUCAGCUCCCAAUAAGAAA